AUGCGACCUCCAAGGGGCGGCGGUGGCUUCAGGGGAGGCCGUGACGGUGGUAGAGGAGGUGGCCGAGGCGGCGGCGGCAGGGGAGGUGGCCGCUUUGGUGGUCGUGGCGGCGGAGGCUUCCGUGAUGAGGGUCCUCCAUCUGAAGUCGUUGAGGUUUCUACUUUCCUUCAUGCAUGUGAGGGUGAUGCAGUCACAAAGCUCACAAACGAGAAGAUUCCUUUCUUUAAUGCCCCUAUUUAUCUUCAGAAUAAAACUCAGAUAGGGAAAGUUGAUGAAAUUUUUGGCCCCAUCAAUGAAUCCUAUUUCUCAAUCAAAAUGAUGGAAGGAAUUGUUGCGACAUCUUAUGCUUCUGGGGAUAAAUUUUAUAUCGAUCCAGCUAAACUCUUACCUCUUGCUAGAUUCCUCCCACAACCGAAGGGACAGUUUCCCUCUAGAGGUGGAGGUCGUGGAGGGGGCAGAGGUGGCGGCAGAGGUGGCCGUGGGGGUGGUGGCUUUCGUGGAAGAGGUGGCCCAAGAGGUGGCAGAGGUGGUCCUCCAAGAGGUGGUGGCCGUGGUGGUGGCUUUAGGGGUAGAGGAAGAUUCUAGAUUAGCAUUAUGUAAUAUCAUAGUUUUAUCAAAUUUCCAUUUGCAAUGUCGUUUUGAGAAGCGUUUGCAAGAGUCUUUAUUUGUACUGUAUUUUAUUUGGAAUUGAACUUCUGGGUAUUGAAGCUACUACCUAAUUUAAUUCUACUGCAAAUUUUAGCGUUUUACUAA
Molecule: messenger RNA, 753 nt
Organism: Benincasa hispida (wax gourd)
Lineage: Eukaryota; Viridiplantae; Streptophyta; Magnoliopsida; Cucurbitales; Cucurbitaceae
Product: H/ACA ribonucleoprotein complex, subunit Gar1/Naf1 protein
Biological process (GO): ribosome biogenesis; snoRNA guided rRNA pseudouridine synthesis
Cellular component (GO): box H/ACA snoRNP complex
Molecular function (GO): box H/ACA snoRNA binding
Source: RefSeq, a predicted model, not a curated record